Aureobasidium pullulans EXF-150 is the source of this 1585-nucleotide messenger RNA. RefSeq lists its product as uncharacterized. NCBI's taxonomy places the organism in Eukaryota, Fungi, Ascomycota, Dothideomycetes, Dothideales, Saccotheciaceae. The transcript has 3 exons. The record is from RefSeq and is a predicted model, not a curated record. The coding region runs from base 352 to 1218 and encodes 288 amino acids.
AUCAUCCAAAACAUGACAAGCUUUCAAUUGCAGACUAGCCACAUAUCGGACCAGACUAUGGAAGUGUGAUUUGGAAGAGUAGUUCAAGUUUCACCGCCGGUGGCACAUCUUACCCAAACUUGACCACUCUAACAGAAAGUAGCGACUGCCAUUGCUUGGCUACAAAAUAAUCUGCAGUACCUUCCAACUCUUUAUGAUUCACGCAUAAUCCUCGUGCUCUCCACGCUACGCUUCAUCCCAUCCCAAACACAUCUCAUCUUCCCUCAGCAACCCCGUCUAGGGGCGUCCGUCGAAGGACAUAACACGACUCCGAUAUAGUCCAGUUCCACUUACGUUCACUACAACAUCAAGAUGAAGCUCCUCGUCAUCGCUGUUCUUGCUGCAUCGGCUGUCCUCGCUCUGUCAAAUAGCGAGAUGCCGCCCUGCUUGUCGGCCUGCAUGGCACCCUAUCCCGACUCGCAUUCAGCGUCGACAUGUCUGGCAAACUGGACAUCAGCAAUAUCCGCCUGCAUCGAUGGUGCAUGCAGUGUCUCUGUCUCUUCGACAGGCAUCAACACACGCACAAGCAUGUUUUUUACGUCUAGCCACAAUACUGCAUGUCAGCAGAUGUCCAGCUUUGGAGCGACCCAACCCCAACCGAUGCUGCAGCUACGACCAGGCAUCUGCCAGACCAAUUCCUAUCGCUUCCAAUCCUUCUUGGUAUCGACCGGUCAGAAUGGUAUUCAGCAACAUUGCUCGCUUGGACUCUUCGAGGAGAACCAGUGCGCUGGUGGUACGAGAGAGGUGCCGCUUGAUGCAAACGGUGCUUCGACCGGACAGUGCUGGUUUGUUGGUGGCCAGAGUGUGAUGUUGUCAUGUGGAGAAGGAGGAGAUGCAUCCGACAAUCAAGCGGCACAUAGCUAUCUGUCUUCCUUCUGCAGUGUUAGCCAUACAGCAUCUUCGACUCGCUUACAAUCAUCCACGACGCUCAUCGCAGCAGACACAACCACCCUCGCUACCACAAUCUUAUCGAACUCGACCUCAUCAAAUCUCACCGCCGGCAACGAUCCUGCCACACCUGCCAACACACCAUCCCGAGCGACGACAAGCAUCGUCGUCAUCAUCCCCAGUAUCGUUUCAGUCAGCGGUCAUGGUGUUGAGAAAAAGGUGGCCAAGAAAGGAGGUGCUGCACAAUGGGCCUUGGUCGUCGUCGUGUUUGCUAGAAGUCUUAUGUAUUGAGGAUUGACCUUGGCGACUAUACUUAUGGAACAUAUUAUCGAUGAGAGAAAUGUAUGGUCUAUUACUUGGAGAUUGGAGAAAGAAACACAAGAGAAGGAGAAAGCACUGAGCUGGACUCAAGUGAUACAAAAUUGUCAGCAUGCAUAUUUGAUAGCUUUACAUCAAGUAUGAUCAACCGACAUGUUCCAGUCACUUCGACUCCCAAGCUAGUUCUUUGACUUCAAGAGACAGUUUGAGGGGCUACCAUAUUAAAGUGACUGAUUGCUAUCAUCGAUCGUCACCACUCGAUUCUCGGCACGGGACAGCUAUAAAAAGAAUCUCCACACCACCACCAGUCCUCUUCUUCCUUCAUCACGUAGAUCGAGGA